AUGGAGCGAGCUGCCAAUACAGUCUUGGGUACCGUCGAGCUUCUAGAAAAGAUCUUACUUCAUCUGGAUCCGAAGACGGUUUUCGUACUACAGCGCGUGUCUGUCAUGUGGCGGAACACGAUCAACCAGUCCAUUCACAUCAAGCGCAUGAUCUUCGUCGUAGCGGAUGGCAGCGUUGUGCGGCCUGUGAGCAUGUUGAGUGUUUCACGCUUGCCCGCUGUACCAGUGUACGCUCCAGACGUUUUCACGCGCAACAACUGGUUUGUCGUUUUCAACGCCAGCACGAAGUUCUUGCGGAGCUCUGGACUUCUGAUGGAGACAAGGGGACACUUCCGUGGUGGGGGCCGAAUCGAUAUCGACGCAAAAGGCAACCCGGACGGAGUCCGUUUCAGUCAGGCCAAUGCAGUCACUAUUGCUCGCGACAAGACGAACCGGCUCUAUGGGGAUCUCCUGGGUAGCGGAGUGUUCCGUUGCAGGAACGCUUCUUGGAGGCGGAUAUUGCUCACGCAGCCUCCGUGUACCUCGGUUCUUAUGGAAAUCGAAGUCAGUCCGCUAGCACGCUACACUGGGCAAGUGGCCAGCUUUAAGCGCGACCGCACGGUUCGUAGUCACGGCAUCACCCUCGGCGACCUGUUGAAUGGGAUGCAGGAACUCGUCCUAGACAUCUGGAAAGCGAAUGGACGUCUAAGACAUACGACGGACUUCGAUACGUUUAUGACUUGGUCCGUCUCAGAAGAGUGUCCGGCAGACGAAGUUCGAGACAGAGCUGAAGAGGACUGGGAUACCAAUGACGAGGAUUGGGCCGCUAAUUCCUGGUAG
This is a messenger RNA of Coniosporium apollinis CBS 100218, 819 nucleotides long. RefSeq lists its product as uncharacterized. The record is from RefSeq and is a predicted model, not a curated record. The transcript has a single exon. NCBI's taxonomy places the organism in Eukaryota, Fungi, Ascomycota, Dothideomycetes. The coding region runs from base 1 to 819 and encodes 272 amino acids. Gene Ontology annotation, molecular function: protein binding.